Messenger RNA from Durotheca rogersii, 1960 nucleotides. Its product is annotated as glycosyltransferase family 2 protein. The record is from RefSeq and is a predicted model, not a curated record. Lineage: Eukaryota; Fungi; Ascomycota; Sordariomycetes; Xylariales; Xylariaceae. The transcript has a single exon. Bases 300 to 1787 code for a protein of 495 amino acids.
GAACGAAAACCACGGGCUCGGGGAAUCGACUUGUUCCUUACCGCCUUCCCGCCAACCGCUAAACUGCCUCUAUGGUAGGCCCAAUCCGACCCGCGACGUCGGCGAACAAUGCCUUUAUCGAGCCAGCAUGCGGAAAACAGCCAUAUUUGUUUCGACUUCAUCCUAUACAGCACGAGUUCGUCCACAGCGCAGACUACAAGAGGGCUUCGCCCGCCUCUCUUGAGGUCGUGUAUGCUGCUACUUUCGUUACAACUUAAGUCCAGCAUCCUAUUCGGUCUUCUUUUCACACCUACAGCGUCAUGGGGCUACUCGACGUGACGGCCGUAAUGGGGUUUACAGACCCUGCCAGACUCCUAGAGAACCUGCUCCGGAUCAUAUGGCCGCUCAUCUUGGCCCUGCUCCAUGUGUGGGAUCACCUCGACCGUCGACGCACAGCCCGCCUCGCCAACCGGUACCGGCCGUUUGCCGUGCCGCCGGCAGAGGAAGCCCGGUAUCGCACGUCGGACGUGAGCCUUGUCGUGCCGACCGUCGACUGGGACCCCGACGAGCUGGUCCGGAACGUGCUGUCGUGGGUGGCCAGCGCCCCGCGCGAGGUCAUCUUCGUCACGACGCGCUCCGCUGCGCCGCGCCUCCGCGCCGUCCUCCUCGGCGCCCCCGAGGUCCGGGAGGCUGCCUGGGCUUCCGCCACCGACUUCUACGUGGUUACGACCCAGCGCCCCAACAAGCGCCUCCAACUCUGCCGCGGCUUCAACGUGGCGACGGGCCGCAUCCUCGCCCUCGUCGACGACGACGCCACCUGGACGACCCCCCAAGUCCUGACGAACCUGCUCGCGCCCUUGAACGCGGCCGACGGUGACGACGUGGCGCUCGUCGGCGGGCCCAUCGGGUCCUACGUGCCCUCAGCGCGGCGCGACGCCAAGGUCAUCACGGCGUGGGAGGCGGCCGCCCUGCGGAUCCGGUCGCGCCGCGCGCCCGGCAUGCGGGCCUUCUUCGUGGCCGACGGGUCGACCAACUUCACCGUGUCCGGGCUGACCAUGCUGCUGCGCGGCGAGGUCGCUCGCGAUUCCUACUUCCAGUACCUGUUCAUGAACGACCAGUGGAACGGCGUGCCCCAGAAGACGGGCGACGACGGCUUCAUCACCCGCUACGUCUUGUUCCAGCAUCACUUACCACACCACCAGCACCGCCCAGCCAAGCCCACCGGCGGCGACCCACCGAAGCGCUGGCGGCUCGCCAUGCAGCUCGUGCCCGACGCCCUUGUGCUGACAUCGCUCAUAGCCGACAGCCGCUCCGCGGCGCAGAGCAAGCUGUGGUACCGGACCGGACUGCGCCUGCGCCUGACCUGUCUGCUGUUCGAGCCGGGGUUCUGGUGCAUGCGGAGCACGGCGCCGUACAUGACGCGCAAGAUGGCGGCGGGGCUGCUCCAGCCGCUGUUCACGCUCGUCUGGGCCGUCGCCUGGUGGCAGACGCUGCGGGUGCUGCCCAUUUUGGCGUGGGGAACGCUGCUCUGCGGCCUAUGGGCCUGGACCGUCAGCCUCUCGGACUUCCUACGCGAGCACCCGUACUGCUGGCGCAAGCUCUGGGCGGUGAUGCUCGCCGACCGCGUCACCCUCAUCUCGGACUGGUACUCGUGGCUGACGCUCUCGACAGAGUCGUGGGGCAACAGGUCGAGCGUCGCCGGCGCCGAAGCGCCCGCCGAAGACGUCCCGGAGGACCCGGGCGCACGGGAUGAUGCCAUCGUAGCGGUUUGCCGGCGGAACCUUGCUGAGUAUGCUGUCCGUAAGUAAGCCUUUGGGUGCGGUGAUGCUUCAGGCCUAGGAUCUCUGGUUUCGUCGGUAGGUAUGUGAGCUCUGUCAGAUUCCUCGGGCAUUCACCGUGAACACCCACACCGGGUGGGAUAAGAAGAACCACUCUUAGCAGUAAACAGUAGCUAUAUAUCUAGACUGGCCCUCUAUAGAGC